AUGGAAGAUAAGUUUCAACGAGCUAUGCUUUUAUAUUCCCAACUGGAUAAUGAGAAGUCAGCUUUGCUAUAUGAAAUUGAUUUAUUAAAAGAUGAGAUGGAGGAGAAGGAGCAAUUAUUGACGCAAGCUAGUCGAGAAACUAGAGAUUUAACUGCAGAGGUGAAGCUGUUAAAACGCACUAUUGAGGGUCUAAAUGUUCAUACGGCUAACUUAAAAGCAGAAAUUGCACAGAGGGAUCAACUUAUACAGGUUUUUUCCAAACUUUUUUUGUUGGUAUUUAUAUUUUUUGUUGAAUGCGGUUACUUGAACAUUUUCAGUUUUAGGAAACCCGUACCAUUGAUUUUCGCUCAACAGACUAUAUCGUUGGUGGAUAAGGUUAUACCAGGCUCGUCAACUCUUGACGAAAAAGUGAAAAAACUUGUUGAUAUGAACAAGAAAAUGAGACAACAAGUCGAAGAAGCUGAGCAGUCACUAUAUGCACGUCGGACAGCAAGGAAUGAUCGCAGUGGCAUGGCCAGUAAUGGUUCGCUUAAAGAUGCUGCGAAGCAGUUAGCCGAGAUCAAAUUCAAGUUACAAGAAUCUGAGCGUGAAAAUACUAAUCUUCAAGGAACGAUGAUUCGGAUGGAGGGGCAAUUAAAGAGAUAUAAAGCAAGCGCUGAGCAGGCCGAGAAAGAACUUACUGAUUUAAAAGCGCAGAACAGACAGCUCAAGAAGGAUUUGCGUGAAAGUGAGAAUUCUUUGGACGAAGCAAAGGAGACAAAUCGGCAUCUCCAAAACCGGCUAGAAAAGUUGCGUCACUCUUCAAGAAAAGCGACAUGA
This is a messenger RNA of Enterobius vermicularis (human pinworm), 819 nucleotides long. The record is from the annotation of a GenBank genome assembly. Lineage: Eukaryota; Metazoa; Nematoda; Chromadorea; Rhabditida; Oxyuridae.